AUGACGCAAGACCAACCCCAGAGCAACGGCUCGAGCGCCGACAACAUCAAAGAGUCGUACUGCGAUGUGCUCAUCAUCGGUGCUGGUCCUGCUGGACUCAUGGCGGCCAACUGGUUGGCUGUUCAAGGUCUAGGACCAUCGGUGCGCAUCAUCGACAAGCGCAACGACAAGAUCUUCAACGGUCAGGCCGAUGGUCUGCAGUGCAGAACCCUCGAGAUUCUCCACAGCUUCGGGUUGGCAGAAGAUAUCUGGCGCCAGAGCAACCGCAUGAUCGAGAUGCGAUUUUGGAAUCCUGGUCCCGACGGUCGACUGAAGAGGACUGGCAGCAAACCAGACACCAUCCCUGGCGUUUCCCGUUGGCAGCAAUGUGUGCUCCACCAGGGUCGGAUCGAAAAAGGAUUCCUGGAUAGCAUCGCCAAACAUUCGCACAACAAGCUCAGCGUCGAGCGCGCGGUGCUGCCUGAAUCUCUAACCGUCGACGAAGCGGCCGUCGAUGACCCAAGCGCGUAUCCGGUUCAGGUCGAGGUUCGUAAGCUGACGGAAGAGGAAUCCACUCCUACACAGAUGGGCAACAGCAUCCCCAACGGGCUCUUCCGCUCGUCGCUUGCUCCGGACGACACACCCACAGCCGCCAGCAAUGCCCACGUCGAGCCUGGCAGCCGGGAACGUAUUCAUGCUAAGUACGUCAUCGGAUGCGAUGGUGCUCAUUCGUGGACGCGACGUCAGAUGGGCAGCAAGAUGGAAGGAGACCAAACCUCUUUCAUCUGGGGUGUGCUCGAUGCUGUGCCCAUCACCAAUUUCCCCGACGUUCGCAAUCGCUGUGCCAUCCACUCGGCAGAGUCCGGUAGCAUGAUGAUCAUUCCUCGCGAAGAUGGACUGGUUCGAUUCUACAUCCAAGUCUCGGAGCUCAAUAAGGGUGUGGACCGUUACAACAUCACCCCCGAGAUGAUCCUCAAGACGGCCAAAGCUAUCAUCGCUCCGUACACGCUUGACAUUGGCGAGGGCGAUCUGGACUGGUGGACGGCUUAUGUGAUUGGGCAGCGUACCGCCGACAAGUUUUCACUGCACGACCGAGUCUUUAUCGCCGGUGAUGCGUGCCACACGCACUCGCCCAAAGCAGGUCAGGGCAUGAACACUUCGAUGCAAGACACGUACAAUCUCACGUGGAAGAUCGCUUCGGUGGUCAAAGGCAUCUCCCCGCGAAGCAUCCUGCCGACGUACGAGAUGGAGCGCAAGCAGAUCGCGCAAGACCUCAUUACCUUUGAUCACAGGUUCAGCCGCCUUUUCAGUGGCAAGCCCGCCAAGGAUGAGGCAGAUGCGGCGGGCAUCUCGAUGACCGAGUUUCAGCAGGCGUUCGAAAAGGGAAAUCGUUUCGCUUCCGGUCUAUCGGUCGAUUAUCAACGAUCGCUGAUCACGGUCAAGCCGCAGGGUAGCAGCCAGACCACGGUCGAUGGCGGUACCGUCGUCAGCCACGGUGAGGUUGAAUUUCCUGCAGAUGGUGUGGUGAGCGACGCCACCCUCUCCUCCGAGUCGGCGGGAGAGACGCGCAUCGAGUUGGGCAAGCGAUUCAAUACAGCUCAAGUGGUAUGUCACGCCACCGUUCUGCCGUACGAGCUUGCCGACCGGGUCGUCUCGGAUGGCCGAUGGCGGGUUGUCUACUUUUGUGGAGACAUUCGCACUGCCGAAUGCAGCGCCGAGAUGAAUGAAAUCGGCGACUACCUCGCGAAGCAACUGGUGCCCAAGUACACGCCGCAAGACCAAGACUUCGACUCGGUCAUCGAGGUUCUGACCGUCUCCGCUACGCCGCGCAACGAGAACGAGUUGGAAGACUACCACGAGUCAUUGCGACCGAACACGACUCGCCACCACCGCCCGACUGCCGAGGGAAGCUACAACGUCUCGCCGGACUACCACAAGAUCUUUGUCGAUGACGAGACGUAUCACCAGGGUCACGGUCAUGCCUAUGAGAAGUAUGGCCUGCGCAAGGAUCGAGGAACGCUAGUAGUCCUUCGCCCAGAUGGCUAUGUGUCGCUGCUGAUUCCAGCGCAGCAGUACAGCAUGCUAGGCCACUUUUUCGGUAAGAUUUUGCUGCCUCCUACUCAGCAUCUGCCGCAUCAGCAUACUCGCAAGAAGCGCGAGACUGCCAAGUAUAUGCUCGUUGACGAGAAGGAGGCUGCUGCACCCAAAUUGCCUGCUGCUGAUGGUCUGCCUAAGAACACGCUGGCUUUCGCCCAUUCGCAAAAGAACACUCAAGGCUUCACCGCACCUGCUGCUGCCUUGUAG
Messenger RNA from Sporisorium graminicola, 2283 nucleotides. RefSeq lists its product as uncharacterized. Gene Ontology annotation, molecular function: FAD binding. The record is from RefSeq and is a predicted model, not a curated record. The transcript has a single exon. NCBI's taxonomy places the organism in Eukaryota, Fungi, Basidiomycota, Ustilaginomycetes, Ustilaginales, Ustilaginaceae. The coding region runs from base 1 to 2283 and encodes 760 amino acids.